AUGCGUUUCUCCGUUGUCGCCGUUUCCAUGUUCGCUGGUGCCGCCAUGGCUGCCACCUCCACUGACUACGUCACUGAGGAAGUCACCAUCACCUCUUGCGCCGCAACUGUCACCAACUGCCCAGCUCGCAGCACCCAAGUUUCCACCACCAUCUACUCAAGAACUUCUUCUACUGAGGCUGCUCCUUCAUCUGUCACCCCAGCCGGUCAGCCAUCCAACAGUGGACCAGUUGCCUCCGGCCCAGCUUCAAGCGCACCAGUUGCCUCUGCCCCAGCACCAUCAGCAUCCGCUGAUGCAUGCGCCGCGACCUGUGCUACUGAGUACAACACUUGCCGAAGUGCUCCAGAUGCAAACCGAGCCACUUGUGCUUCCAACUAUGCAUCAUGCCUCGGAUACUCUCCAUAUGAUAGCAAUGGAUCAUUGGUCACCCCAACUGCUUGCUCCUCAGUAGGAUCAGCAACAUCUGCACCAGCCUCCAGCGCACCAGCUUCCAGCAAGCCAGCCAGCUUCACCCCAACUUACGCCACACCAGCUGCCUCUUCCGCUGGAUCUUCCCUCGGUGUUGUUGUUUCCUCCCCAGCUCCAUCCGUCCCUGUCGCAGCUGCUUCCGCCAAGCCAUCUUCCACUGGAUACAUCUCGGUCCCAGCCAACGGUACCACCCCAGUUGCUACCCAAACCCCACUUGCAUUCACCGGUGCUGCCACCAACCUUCAAGUUGGAGGAGCUGCCAUCGCCGCCGUCUUCGGACUCGCUGCUUUCCUUUUGUAA
This is a messenger RNA of Botrytis deweyae, 768 nucleotides long. RefSeq lists its product as uncharacterized. The record is from RefSeq and is a predicted model, not a curated record. Bases 1 to 768 code for a protein of 255 amino acids. The transcript has 2 exons. Lineage: Eukaryota; Fungi; Ascomycota; Leotiomycetes; Helotiales; Sclerotiniaceae.